Molecule: messenger RNA, 2053 nt
Organism: Ipomoea nil (Japanese morning glory)
Lineage: Eukaryota; Viridiplantae; Streptophyta; Magnoliopsida; Solanales; Convolvulaceae
Exons: 6
Coding region: 265-1509 (414 amino acids)
Source: RefSeq, a predicted model, not a curated record
UUUCUUCCCUCUUUCCACACCGGCCGUGCACAUCACUACUAAAGUACAAACUCUUACUACACUUGACACCUCUAAACAACACAAAAACCUCAAAAACCCUAAUCAGGGAUAUACUCAGCUUUAUAUAGUAAAAUUUUCUAUUACUUCAUUUCAAUCCCAUUGACUGUGAAUUAUAAAUCUCAUCUCACGUAUCUUUGAUACUUAGACCCAUACAUAGACACCCAUAUAGAGAAUAGAUUGAUUGAUUGGUACAGUAGAUAUAAAAUGUCUAAUUCUGGAGGCUUUGCUGUGUCCCGGAGCCAUGGCGGAGACCGAUUCUACAGCCCGCCGGCGAUCCGUCGGCAGCACGAGCAGAUGCUGUUGCAGCAGCAGCAGCAACAGCAGUUCCAGAGACUUCAGCAGCAGCAGCAGCAGCAGUUGCAGAGAACUGUGAAGGUGGAGGCAGCUGCUGCAUCGGCUGAGGUGGGGAAUCGGAUUGACUUGGACGAGUCGGGGACGGCAUUGUCUAAACAGUCAGUUCUUUGCUCUUCUUCUCCCACAGGGCCGCCAACAAACGCCACCAACUUGGAUCGCUUGCUGGAAUCGGUUACUCCCUUUGUGUCAGCUCAGCACAAUUCUGAGCUUAAUGUAAGAGGGCGGAGAACUCGUGAGGCAGAUGCAAAUGCAUAUUUUUGCCUUGAGGAUCUUUGGGAAUCCUUUAGCGAGUGGAGUGCAUAUGGAGUGGGUGUGCCACUGUUGUUGGAAGGAAAAGACCGAAUUAUACAAUAUUAUGUCCCUUUUUUAUCUGGGAUACAAUUGUAUAUAGAUCCAUCAAAGUCCUCUUCUUGCUUUAGGAGAUCUGGUGAGGAGAAUGAUGAGGAGCCAAGGGAGAUUAGUGGAGGCAACAGUAACUGUGAAGCAGAUAGGCAAUGCAAAUCUGCUGCUGAUGGGAAACUAAACAGAAUCUCAUCCAGAGACAAACCUGGUAUGUGCUUGUCUGGUGAUGAAGGUGAAAAUGGCAAAUCCAAUGGGCAACUCUUAUUUGAGUAUUUGGAACAAGAACAACCACAUCAUCGUAGACCAUUAGCUGACAAGAUAGCAAUUCUAGCAUCUCAAUUUCCAGAGUUGAAGAAGUGCAGGAGCUGUGAUUUAAUGCCAUCAAGUUGGAUUUCUGUAGCUUGGUAUCCAAUAUAUAGAAUACCCAUAGGCCACACGCUUCGGGAUCUGGAUGCAUCUUUUUUAACUUUUCAUCCACUGUCCACACAACCUAUAGGUACUGUUACACCACAACAUUAUGGUGCAAGAGAUGGGAAAGUAUGCAGCAUGGUUGAUGCUGCUUCAAAAAUUUCUCUACCAGCUUUUGGCCUUGCUUCAUACAAACUUAAGGGCUCACUUCUGAGUCCAUGUGGACAGCAUGAAUCUGAGCAAGAAAACACUCUUUUGCAAGUUGCCGAUAGUUGGCUUGGGAUGUUGCAGGUUAUUCUUCCUGAUUACCAGUUUUUUCUCUCACAUUAUUCUCAAAGGAGAUGACAUCCCAGGAAGUUGAUUGUCUGCGGACAUUUGAACUCCUUAAGAUGAAAUAUUGAAGUUCCAAGUUUGGUGGCAGUCUUGAGAUCAGCAAUAGCCCAGAAAACUUCCCAGAACUUGGGAAAAAAUAGAAGUAAUGCUGUGUCCUUUAAUCCUUGUUUUUAAAUGCCAGAGAAACUUUCAGCAGGUCUUGAUAACUCGCCAAGGAUGAUAAUGUUUGAUUGGUGAUUAACAGUUUGAUAUACCACACUUUGCACUUCAUUGCCUCGUUUUGAGGUAUGGGAGAUGAAAUUUUAGAGGUAUUGGCUUGAAAUCAGUUGAUGCCUUGGCUAUAUUGAUGUCUAAAGCACAUGUUAGAAUGGCUGACAUAUUUUAGCCAGUAACAUUAGUUCUUGGGGAACUACCAUGAUGAUAGUGACGAAAAUUUUGAAACACUGUACUCCUAUACUGCAUAUACAGACUUAUACUUGUGAUAGGGUGUUGUAACAAGUGCUUCUGACUAUAAAAUGCUUAGAUAAAUGCCAUAUUAUUGAAAUUUUCAUUUUUA